Molecule: messenger RNA, 2906 nt
Organism: Cinclus cinclus
Lineage: Eukaryota; Metazoa; Chordata; Aves; Passeriformes; Cinclidae
Gene: KLHL25
Product: kelch like family member 25
Exons: 3
Coding region: 130-1941 (603 amino acids)
Molecular function (GO): protein binding
Source: RefSeq, a predicted model, not a curated record
UUGGUGUCAGGUAGCACUGAAGUGAAAUAGUAGUCUUAUAAAAGCCUUGUGUUUGAUUCUGCCUGUCUGAUAAAAAACAUAAUUUAUGUCUUUCUUUUGUCUUAUUCUGAAUAGAAUCUGUCCUGAAAGAUGUUUAAAUCACAUGAGGUGUCUGGCAAGAGCUCCGCCGCCAUGUCUGUCAGCGUCCACGAGAACCGUAAAUCCCGCACCAGCACCGGCUCCAUGAACAUCUUACUUUUUCACAAGGCCUCCCACCCGGACUGCGUCCUGUCCCACCUGAACACCCUGCGGAAGCACUGCAUGUUCACCGAUGUCACCCUCUGGGCAGGGAACAGGUCGUUCCCAUGCCAUCGGGCAGUGCUGGCUGCCUCCAGCAGGUACUUCGAGGCCAUGUUCAGCAAUGGCCUCCGGGAGAGCCUGGAUGACGAGGUAAACUUCCAUGACAGCCUCCAUCCGGAGGUGCUGGAGCUGCUGCUGGACUUUGCUUACUCCUCUCGGAUCAUUAUCAACGAGGAGAAUGCCGAGUCCCUCUUGGAGGCUGGGGACAUGCUGCAGUUCCAUGACGUCCGAGAUGCAGCAGCUGAGUUCCUGGAGAAGAACCUCUACCCUUCCAACUGCCUGGGCAUGAUGCUGCUCUCGGAUGCUCAUCAGUGCCGGCGGCUCUAUGAGCUCUCCUGGAGGAUGUGCCUGGUCAACUUUGAGACUGUUCACAAGAGUGAGGACUUCAACAACCUUUCCAAGGACACUUUACUGGACCUCAUCUCCAGUGAUGAGCUAGAAAUCGAGGAUGAAGAAAAGGUCUUUAAGGCUGUCAUGCAGUGGGUGAAAUAUGAUCUGGAUGAGCGGAAGGCUUAUCUCCCAGAACUUCUGAGGAAUGUUCGCCUGGCUUUGCUUCCUUCUGAAUGCCUCAAGGAGGCCUUGGCUUGCGAGGACUUGAUCAUGGUGGAUGAAAGGAACAAGCUUGUCCUGGAUGAAGCUAUUCAGUGCAAGAAGAAGAUCCUCCAGAAUGAUGGGGUGGUCACCAGCCCCUGUGCCAGGCCUCGCAAAGCUGGGCACACCUUGCUGAUCCUGGGAGGACAGACCUUCAUGUGUGAUAAAAUCUACCAAGUGGAUCAUAAAGCAAAGGAAAUCAUUCCCAAAGCAGAUCUGCCGAGUCCACGGAAGGAGUUUAGUGCCUGUGCCAUUGGCUGCAAAGUGUACAUCACUGGAGGCAGGGGCUCAGAGAACGGAGUCUCCAAAGAUGUUUGGGUUUAUGACACUGUGCAUGAGGAAUGGUCCAAAGCUGCCCCGAUGUUAAUUGCUCGGUUUGGGCAUGGCUCAGCUGAAUUGGAAAACUGCCUGUAUGUGGUUGGCGGACACACUGCAGUAGCUGGAGUCUUCCCCGCAUCUCCUUCUGUUUCCUUGAAGCAAGUAGAGAAGUACGACCCCGUAUCCAACAAGUGGAUGAUGGUGGCUCCGCUGAGAGAUGGAGUGAGCAAUGCUGCAGUGGUGAGCGCCAGGCUGAAGCUCUUUGUCUUCGGUGGGACCAGCAUCCACCGAGACAUGGUGUCCAAAGUCCAGUGCUAUGAUCCAGCUGAGAACCGAUGGACGAUCAAAGCCGAGUGCCCGCAGCCCUGGCGCUACACGGCGGCCGCUGUCCUGGGCAGCCAGAUUUUCAUCAUGGGAGGAGACACAGAGUUCACGGCAGCCUCCGCCUACCGCUUCGACUGCGAGACAGACCAGUGGACACGCAUCGGGGACAUGACGGCCAAGCGCAUGUCCUGCCACGCCCUGGCCUCAGGGAAUAAACUCUAUGUGGUAGGAGGUUACUUUGGCACUCAGAGGUGCAAAACGUUGGACUGCUAUGACCCUAUGUCAGACACAUGGAACUGUAUCACCACAGUGCCUUACUCGCUCAUCCCCACAGCUUUUGUCAGCACCUGGAAGCACUUGCCCUCGUGAUGAGGGGCAGGGCUUGGGGGCUUGUUUCCAGGAGGUCAAUGAAGAUGCCAGAACCACCUCCAUGUCCCCUCUCUUGUGGCUGGAGCCGACAUAGUGACCAAGAGCCUCCUGUCCUCCCACACAGGACUCCAAGACAACUUCCACAGCCCUUCCUGACACCAGGAGUGGGAGGCAUGGCUGGGGCCCCACCGCCAGCAUCAGCGCCAGGGGGUCACCAAGGGCUACCCAGCCACACCACUGGUCACUGGCCACCAUGCAGGGAUGGCAAGGAGCCAAGAGCACUGCCUUGCUGGGCUGGGCACAGGGAUGGCUUGUGGGCUCCUCUGGACCAACAGGGCUGGGGAGAUGGAGGCUGGGAGACUGCAUCCCUCUACAAACAUGACUGGGUAGGCCUUUUUGUUACUCAGUUGGGGGGGGUUAAGAGAUAUUAAUAUGCUUUUUUCUAAGGCAGUGAACUUGACAUUGGCAGUACUUCCUGCUUGGGUGACUUCGUUAAAGGGAACAAGUUGAGAGCACCUGGCUCUCCCCAUUCUCUAGCCAUUUCAUGGAGGCAAUGGGUAUUGAAAUAUUAAAACAUAGGAGCUUGGGAUGACUGCCAGCAGCACCAGGUACCAUGGCAAAACAGGGCAGAUGCCUUUUGGUUUGUACUUUGGGCCUUCUAAAUUCACCCCCGCUCCCGUUUCCUCGCCGCUGUGAUUUGGUCAGAGGCCGGGUUAGUUCCCCACACACAGCUGCUGGGAAGAGCACGGGGCUCUGUUAGUGUGCCAAGGCAGCAGCACUGCUGCCGAGAUAUUCCCCAGAUAAAGCCCACUGCAUGCUCAGAGCCGGUCUGCUGAGCUUCCCUGCGCGUGGGUGAGGCUCUCAUUAGCAAAGGAGCAGAAAAAGGGGUGCAGUGGGGAACACUCGUGCCUUGGGAAGGGGCACCUUGGCUCCAGCAAGGCCUCGGAGGGAGAGCAAGAGGAUUA